AUGAUCGCGCGGCAGCUAAACCGCUACCUCCAGCUGGAAGACUGUGCCAAAUGUCUGGAGCUGUUCGCCAGCUGGGACGAUCAGGGCUGCAACGUCUACCAGAUGACGGACCAGUUCACCAAGGCCACACCAGCCCUCAUUCAUCUGUUGACUAGCCAACGAGAGGGCUUGCACGUCAGUCUCGGCGGUGCCUGUGGACCCACUGGUGAAGGCGGUGCCUGUCUGAUGAUUCUCAAACUGCUGCGCGAGACCGGUCUGCCCAACCUCGUCAGUCUGGAUUUGCGCAGACAGUGCAUCAGCCUGUUUGACUACCUACUCCUCUUCAGACCGCGACCCAACACCCAGGAAGAGACGCAGCUGCCCUGUCUGCAGAAGCUGGCCGUCAACGUGGACCUGGAGGCGGAGGGCACAGCCGAGCACUAUCCACCCCUGGCGGAGCCCAAGCAGAUGCGCUGCAUGAAGGUGAUCCUGCGGGGUCGCUACAAGUACCACCAGACGGAUCGGUUUCUGGAGACCUGGGAUUUCACACGUAAAUUCACCCUGGCUGGCGUGAUGCAAGAAGAUGAUGACCGGUUUCUGAAACAGUAUCGCAUGUUCAGUAUGCCCACGGUACGCACUCUAAGCCUGGCUGCCAAUGUGCAUAACGUCCUGCGCUAUACUUUCUCCGCUGUCUACCCCAAUCUGCAAGAGCUCUGCAUCACUGACGUGCGGGACGCGACUGUACCGCUGAUAGAUGAGGACUAUGAACGACCCUGGUUGGCCAAUGUUCGCAUAAGUUACUCCGGUAAACGAAAGUUCCGCCGACUACCGGAGGAGAACAUUUGUGCGCACUGUGGCAGUGCCGUGGCGGGCGAGCGACUUAGAUGGAACCUCGGGUUGGCAGGAGGAGGAGGAGCAGACAUGCAGGCCGCGUACGCAGACCAAUGUCUGGUUCUACUCUCCUGCACUAGCAUGGCCAUCGCUGAGCAGCGAAUCGACCCGCUGGACGUGAGCUUGGUGUACCUACAGGGACGGCCCGCCGCUCUAGACAGAGAACGGACCUCCAACAAACUCAGUGCUGCGGAGAUGCUGAUUAAAAGUCGACACGCUGAAAUCCGUCACCUGAUAUUUGAGGCCUGCAAGGAGGGCGCCUACGAGCAUGAGAAUGAACUGGUCAGCGAGCUGGCUUCAUUCUGCAGGGAGAAAUUUAUCCCACUGCUGGCUCUGUGCAAGGCUAAUCUGACGCGCCUGGAGGUCUCGGCUGAGUUCGUCUUCGGUUGCAGCCUCGAUCAAACUGCUGCCAGUCAGAUAAGCGCCCUAAAAGGUGCCUUCACUAAGGUCAGGGAACUGAGCAUUGAACCAGACCGGCACAUGGAGUUUGAGCGCUUCAAAACGCAACCGGUCACCGCUGAGAAGCUGAUACCCUUCCUCGAUAUGUUCCCCGGCCUCACCAGUCUGAGGCUCUGCGCUGGAAAGUGGGUGUGCUGGAGCAACCUGGGGAUCGUUCUGGCCGCAUGUUCCGGCCUGGAGAAGCUCUACGUCAGCACCGACACCGUGGAGGACGUGAGUACGGCCCUGCAGAGCGCCGCGACUACUCAGCCUCACAGCCGCCUGCGCACCCUCGUAUUCGACUUCCCAGAGGCUGCAGUGCCCUGCGACUUUAGUAGCCUGAAGCAGGCCUGUCAAGAGGUGGAAUACCUCCUUCUUCGCACCAACUGCACGGGGCAGCAGACCGACGCAACGCAGUGGUUCCAGUGGCUGCCCCGCCUUCGAUGGCUUUUCUGCAUUCAGCGCGGCCAGAACCGAACUCUGGUAGCCCACUGUGCAGUUCCGGGCACGACCACACCCCAGCUGAGAACCCUGGAAUACAGCGAACCAGGCCUUUUAGCCACUGCUUAUCCCCAGUUUGACUCCCUAUUUUGGCUGCAUAUUCCUAAUCACUAG
This is a messenger RNA of Dibothriocephalus latus, 1923 nucleotides long. The record is from the annotation of a GenBank genome assembly. NCBI's taxonomy places the organism in Eukaryota, Metazoa, Platyhelminthes, Cestoda, Diphyllobothriidea, Diphyllobothriidae.